CGCCAAUUACUUACACUGCAGAUUCCGCCGGUGAGCUCAUUGCUUGACACUUCAAGGAAAUGUUGCUUCGCGUCCAUUCAUUCAUAAGAGCAGAAACGCGAUGUUGUCUUUUUUUGUCGUUAGCAGUGGAUAACUUAUCAUUUUUUGUUCGUCACUUCACAACAUUAACCAUUUGUCAGCGUAUCCAGUGUUUUUGUCCUUACGAGCUUCUUGCAGAUGAAUAAAAGAGGGAAAGUUUCUUCGGGUAUUACCGAUUCCGACGCUGAAGGCAACUCUCCACCCAGCCCGGAAGUGCGACGUGAAAACAAUAACAAACCACCUGCUGUGUGUGUCUACACUAACUGCGUCGUCAUGCUAUUUAUCGGCCAAAAGACACAAAAUGAAACCUCCCGGCCUGUACCGACACAGUAUGUGUACUUAAUUUCACCCCAACAAGUAGUCCGAAACGUUGCUUCCACCCCACGUUUCUUCCGUUUUUGGUUAGCUUAGCAUGCUGAAGUCGACAUGAUUUUGCGUGUGUGAAGCACGCCGCCCCUUCUGCUUGCCUGUGUGUCUGGCGUUAUUUCCGAAAGGCCACUUCUGCUAUUUGGUUCAGUGGCGAAAGAAAGAAGAGGCUGACGCGACGCACGGCAAUGGAGCCCCGGGCGGCGGCAGCGGCAGCGGCAGCGGCAACGGGCUGCGUGAACGUCGGCAGUCUGACCAGCACGUUGCCGGUGAUUCCCUACCAGAAGCUGACCGACUUGUACUACCUGAGCAGAGGGGGCUUCGGUACCGUCUUCAAGGCUCAGCAUUCAGAUUGGAGGACCACCGUGGCCAUCAAGUGCCUCAAGUUGGACUCUCCGUUCGGAGAAAGAGAGAGAAAGUGUUUGCUGAAGGAAGCCGAGGUCCUCCACAAAGCUCGCUUUAAUUACAUCCUCCAGAUCUUGGGCAUCUGCAACGAGCCAGAGUUCUUCUGCAUCGUGACCGAGUUCAUGAGCAACGGCUCGCUGGACCAACUGCUUCACGAGAAGGACAUGUACCCUGUGCUGGCCUGGCCUUUGAGACUGAGGGUCCUGUAUGAGAUCGCCUUGGGGGUCAACUUCCUUCACAACAUGACGCCACCCCUUUUACACCAUGACCUAAAGACACAGAACAUUUUGCUGGACAGCGAAUUUCACGUUAAGAUUGCAGAUUUCGGUCUUUCAAAAUGGCGCCAACUCUCCGUCAGUAAAGGCUCAGGCUCCAAACCGUCGGAAAUGGGCGGAACCGUCAUCUACAUGCCCCCGGAGGAGUACGAACCCACCAAGAGUCGCCGCGCCGACGUCAAACACGACAUGUACAGCUAUGCGAUCAUCAUGUGGGAGGUGCUUUCCCGGCAAAUUCCGUACGAUGAAGUGAGCAACCCCAUGAAAAUCAUGUUCAACGUGCUUCGCGGGAUGCGACCCGACACCAGCCCGGCCAGUCUUUCUGACGAGAUUCCCGGCAGAGAUACCCUGGUUUGCUUAAUGACGUGCGGCUGGACCGCAAAUCCUGACGAGAGGCCUUCCUUCCUCAAGUGUCUGGUUGAACUGGAGCCCACGGUGAGGAAGUACAACGAAAUGGACUUCCUAGUGGCAGUGCUCGACAUUAAGAAGUCUCGGCCGAUCCGGCCGGCCGGCUGCCCGUCGGAGUGGCCCGAGAGCGAGAAGACGAGACGAGAGCAAACUCCCAAGAAGGACGAGGUCGCGUCCCGCCCGUGGCAGGAGAGCUCCACCUCGGGUUCGGGAUCUUCCUCCUCACAGGAGAUGGAAAUUUCCCUUCCGGGCGCCCUCACUAGCAGCAACAUGGCGCCUUCAAAAGAGGGAGCUCCCUCGUCAAUCUGCGUUCAGCCGCUGGAGCCCCCUGAGUCUCUGAAAGACCCGUGCGCCGCCGGACAUCUGAACGGUUUUCAGAGCGCUCGGCCUAUCGGUGACUUGGGCCCGUGCCUCAAAGCUUCUCCGCCCGCAUCUGACGUCCAAACGCGGCUGGAAACCCUCGCGCUGGACGCCAGUUGGACAAAACAGCAAGGGGAUUCGCCUUGGAAAGGCCCCGUCGGCGAGUGGAUGUCGACGCGACGCGAAGAGAUCGUGGCGCAGAUGACGGAAGCCUGCCUCAACCAGAGCCUGGACGCCCUGUUGGCGCGCUCCAUGCUGAUGCGCGAGGAUUACGAGCUGGUGGUCAACCAGACCACGCGCGCCGCCAAGGUUCGCCAGCUCCUGGACAACUGUCACCGGCACGGAGAAGACUUCUGCCGCGUGGUGGUCCGCAAGCUGCACCGCAACAAGCAGAUGGGCCUUCAGCCCUACCCCGACGAAAUGGCGCCGUCCUUCGCCGGGAACUUGUAGACGAUGCUACGGAGCCAAAAACGAGAUCAAAGACGUUUUCGGUAUGUCGGUCAACGGCUUUAGUAGCCCGACACGCGCGGCUGCCGAUGCGCAAAGGUACGUUGGCCGAUCCGUUUUUUUUAUGGAAGUUGUCGUCGCGGUUCCUCUCAGUGUUUAUCCCGGUUUGUCAAACUCGCAUCGUUGUCAAUUCCUUGUCACAAGCGUAAGGUAAAUUGACUCAUUGACGGCGCUAGACGUCCAAUCCCUUUAAAUGUCGGUGCAUUUGAAAUCAAAAUCCAGUCUAGCGCCGUCAGCAGCACCCAAAUUUGAGUACGUGCAGCGAGUACAGGAAGUCAAAAUGUACAGUGACAGUAAUGCUCCCAAAUCCUCCCGGCUUAAAUUAAAUUGGACAUCUAUCCUUGUCUAUGGCAGCCAAUGAGUUCAGAACAAUUAGCAGACCUUUUUAAUAGUGGGUCAAAAAAAGUCGCUAUUUAUUCUACUGUAUUUUCCAUAGUAUUUGAACUCAUUGCCUGCCAUUGACUAUGAUAGACGUCUCAAAUUAUUGUAUUAUUGGGGGACUUUUUUUUUUUAAUAAAUGAAGGCAACUUUACUAGCUGCUAACAAGACAUGGGAUUGUUAACUCAUUGUCAGCCAUUAAGGCGUUGGACCUUUGUUCCUUCAGCGCCAACCCUCCCACCUCAAAUGGCUUGGACAUCUACGGGUAAUGAACUCAUUGCACUUCACCACGUGAUGCCAUAUGAUUGGACGUCUUCAACGCCACUGAAAGAUUUCAGAUUGUUUUUGAGAAGUGCUGAUGUUACAUUUCAAAAGCCAAAUAAUUUGCAGUAUUUAUAUUUUUUUUGCAAACCUUAGCAGCUUUCUAGUCAUAAUUGACACAGUUUUAGGACGCUGGAAAGAAAGAAAA
Molecule: messenger RNA, 3246 nt
Organism: Corythoichthys intestinalis (scribbled pipefish)
Lineage: Eukaryota; Metazoa; Chordata; Actinopteri; Syngnathiformes; Syngnathidae
Gene: ripk2
Product: receptor-interacting serine-threonine kinase 2
Exons: 11
Coding region: 633-2342 (569 amino acids)
Biological process (GO): signal transduction; protein phosphorylation; regulation of apoptotic process
Cellular component (GO): cytoplasm
Molecular function (GO): ATP binding; protein kinase activity
Source: RefSeq, a predicted model, not a curated record